Messenger RNA from Pseudonaja textilis, 1954 nucleotides. It is a transcript of the gene FBXW8, whose product is annotated as F-box and WD repeat domain containing 8. Gene Ontology annotation, molecular function: protein binding. The record is from RefSeq and is a predicted model, not a curated record. Gene Ontology annotation, cellular component: centriole; ciliary basal body; Cul7-RING ubiquitin ligase complex. Gene Ontology annotation, biological process: cilium assembly; protein ubiquitination. Lineage: Eukaryota; Metazoa; Chordata; Lepidosauria; Squamata; Elapidae.
CCUCCGGGGCCGCCAUGGUGGAGAAUGCGUCCUCCUCGUCUUCGGCGGCGGCGGCGGCGCUAGAUUCGUUCCGCCGCCGUUGGCAAGCCGAGCUGUCCCGGGAAGGCCCGAAGCGUCAGAGGAAGAGCGGCGGGAGCCGGAAAAGGCCUCGGGAAGCGGAAGGCGAAGAGCCGCCUCAGCCGGUGCGAAGCUGGGGCGGCUACGGGGGUCUCCUUGGGGGGCUGCUGGAGGGAGAGCCGCCGCUUCAGCGCCUCCUGCUCCGCGACCCUCCCGAGCCUGAGCGGGACCCCGAGCCCGCUGCAGAGGCCCCCGGAGGAGGAGGAGGAGGAGGAGGAAAGGAGGACCUUCUGGGGCAGCUCAUUCAAGACUUGAACGAAAUCAACGAGGUUCCAUUCUUUGACGUCCAGUUGCCUUACGAAUUGGCAUUAAAAAUAUUUCAGUCCCUUGGCCGACUAGAGCUGGGCAGGUGUGCUCAGGUGAGCCGAACGUGGAAGAUACUGGCGGAAGACCAAGUCCUGUGGUUCCGGAUUUGUCAACGGGAAGGUUAUCUGUCUGACUGUCAAAUCUCAGACUUCCCCUGUUGGAAACAGACCCUCCGGGAAUGUCGGGAAAAGGAGCAGACCCUGCGCACCAACUGGAAAAACCGCAUCGGGGUUAUGAGCCAGUUGCAGCACGAAGUCGGGAACAUUCUGUGUGACGUGCAUUCCUGCAACGGAGUGGUCAUUGCUGGGUACACGUCGGGCGAUGUGAAGCUGUGGGACACACGCACCUGGGACUAUUCGGCCCCCAUCCUGGAACCGGAGCACGGCUCGGUGGAGCCUGGCCCCCGGCCACAUGCCUCCUUUGUGAGAAUAAACAGCUCCCUGGCUGCGUCAGCGUACGAGGACGGGUCAGUGAAAGUGUGGAGCCUGCUGGUCGGUUCUGAGCCAAUCCACCGGUACCAGCACAACCAGAAGAUUCAGAGUAUGGCCCUUUCAACCGAGGGGGCCACGGUAGCGACGGCAGCCGGGUUCCAGGUCAGAGUGGAAAGUGCCAACGACAAAGGAUACUGGGGGACCCUGGCAGAGUUUGAGAUUCAGAAAUGGGUCAGCUUGCUCUGUCUCGUGCCCCAAACUUCGGGCUGCCCAGCUGCCGUAGUAGCCGCUGAGGACGCCAUUUACGUCUUGAAAGAAGGAGAGCCCGCUAAAGUCCUGCAUUGCGUCUACGGCCAGCCCGUCACAUGCCUGGAUGUCUCGGCCAAGGAGGUGGCAUUUGGCGUCAGGGGCUUCGGCUGGCUGAUAAACGAGACCAACAAGAUCCUCCUCUACAACGUGGAAACGGGCCAGUGUGUAACGCAACUCGGAGGUCCUUUGGGUGACUUCACGUGCCUCAACCUCCAGGAGAGCCCCCCCAACAUGCUGGUAGCUGGAAAUAAAGUCAGAAGGGUGAUGGUGUAUGACCUCCGCAGGAGCGAGCCUGUCUCCUCACUUCACGGCCAUCAGUUGGGGGUCUCGGGGGUGCAGAUGGACGACUGGAAGGUGGUCAGCGGAGGCGAGGAAGGGCUGGUCUGCGUGUGGGACCAGCGCAUGGGUAGCAAGCUCUGGGAAAUGCGUGCCAGGCACCCAGUUCGCCACCUCCUGUUCAACUCCCACAGUCUCAUCACGGCCAACGUCCCCAAUGAAAAAACUCCCCGAGGUGCCAGCAUCACGGACGACGAUUUGACCGCUCACCGAAGGCAUCGAGGUAUCAUCUACUCCUACGAGUUCUCCGUGGACCAACUGGUGGCAGAGAGCGUCCUCCCUAUCUGCCGUUCCUCGUACAACGAAAUGACGGGCUACAACUACAAUAUUGGCCUUGUGGUCCCCUACGACAACAUCUAGGCAGUGCGGGAAGAAGAAGGGAAGGCCAAAAAUCAUAGGUUGUCCCAAAGGUGCUUUUUCCAAGAGGCAGCUGCGCUUCCUGGUUGUUGCUGUUG